AUCUUAACUCUCCACAUUGGUGACGAGGGGCUCUUGAGGUCGGCGAUGGCCUCGAGCUUAGCCCGCCUUUGCAAUUCGCGUUUGUCUUCGAAUUGGCGAUUUGUGCACAGGAAUUGCUUCGAUUCGAAGUCGAUUAUAGCAUCAGCGGUUUCCUAAUUCGAGUGGGUUCCUCUCACCUUUGAAGAUUGCUGUUGGUACAGGUUAGACUCGUUCACAUUGCUGCUACACCGAGGAGCUUCUGAAAACCUCCUGCAUCCUAUCUUCUCAAGCUUGAGCACCGGAAUUCGUCGAAAUUGCUGAUUAGGGCUUGAGUUCUCGUUAGUGGGAGCCGUGGGAAUUUGAGAUCGUUUGGAAGUGGAAUUGGUGGGAGUUGAGUUUUGGGGAGGAGACGGGGAAGAUGAGGAGGGUUAUGGUGACAGGGGCCACUGGGUACUUAGGAGGGAGACUAUGCGGGAUGUUAGUUCAUGCUGGACUUACCGUGGUGGCGCUCGUGAGGAAGACGAGUCAGGUGCAGGAGCUGCCGCCUGAGGUGGAGCUCGUCGAGGGCGACAUUCGCGAUGGGGAGUCUGUGAGAAGGGCAAUAGAGGGGUGCGACUAUGUUGUGCACACUGCUGCGUUGGUGGGAUCGUGGUUGCCGGACUCCUCCCAGUUCUUCAAAGUGAACGUGGAGGGGUUUAAGAAUGUAAUAGAAGCUGUGAAGGCCACUCCUAGUGUGAAGAAACUUAUCUAUACUUCUUCCUUUUUCGCCGUGGGUCCAACUGACGGCUACAUUGGAGAUGAAACCCAGUUUCACUCGAUGAAGGCGUUCUACUCGCCGUACGAGGAAUCAAAAGCAUUUGCGGAUAAGCUUGCUUGUGAAGCUGCUAUGGAGGGUGUGCCAAUUGUUUCUUUGUAUCCAGGAAUAAUAUACGGCCCCGGGUCAAUGACUAAAGGCAACUCUCUAGCUGAGAUGAUGAUUGAACGAUUUAACGGCCGAAUGCCUGGGUAUGUUGGCUAUAAAGUUAAGAAGUUUUCCUUCUGCCACAUCGAUGAUGUCGUAGUUGCUUAUCUUGCUGCAAUUGAAAUAGGAAGGGUAGGUGAGCGGUAUAUGUUGUGUGGAGACAACAUGUCCUUUCACGAAGUCUUUGACCUGGCUGCUGGGCUAACGAAGACAAAUCCUGCAAAAGUCACUAUCCCAAUGUGGGUCUUGGAUGUGGCUGGCUUUCUUUGUGUCCAGUGGGCGCGUUUUGGCGCAUGGACUGGCAUAUCCCACCAAAUACCUUUCAUUACCACUCAUUCUGUAAAUAUUUUAAAGCACCAGUGGGCGUACUCGAGUGAGAAGGCAGAAAGGGAGCUAGGUUACAAGUCGCGACCACUAGAAGAAGGAUUGCUUCAGCUUCUUACCUGGCUUAAAGCCACUGGUCGCAUCAAGUACUAGUGUGUUGGACGAUGUCAACUAGAAGAUACUUCAGGAAACAAACGCCUGUACAGGUUCUUCUUAGUAACCUUUUAUUAAUUUAACCUAUGCUUUUUAAAUUUUAGUCGUGUAGUGCGGCGCUAUGAAGAAAUUUACUAACAUGUCUACCUCAUUUUUAGGCCAGGAUACUAAAAUUUUUCAUGAAUGAUAUCCCCAAUUGCUCCUUUUCUGAAAAUUCACGUAAUUGUGUAAUUCUGGAGAUACUUGCUUGUACUUCUCCAUCAGCAUACAACAUUGUGAAAAGGUGACCUCAACGUAUGUCUGUGGAGGAUUUAAAGUAUGUCCUACUUUUCAAGGGUCGUUUCAUGUUGAACGUACAUUUUAUUGAUUACCUUAUCUUAUUUAUUUCUAUAUGCUAAUGCUUUGUCUAGCGAGACCCCUUCAGCUUUCCUUUGGAGACUUUCUUGGAACCAACAUGACGAGUAUCGCAAUAGCAAGUAACGUGUACAUUCCUUGGAUUUUCGUUUUCGAAAUUUUGUUGCUUCUUGUUCCUUCUUGAAGUAUUCUGCAUGUCCUUGAUAAAAUUGCAAAUGCUUAAUCGUUUGAUGCAGUUAGUUUCACGCACCUCUGGUUGGACGGGUUUUAAUAUUAAGAUCUGUUCCACAGCUGAAGAGGUUGCUGCGUUCUGAGAGAUAAUGAAUUACAUGUUUGCAUUUUUGUUUAUGAUCUGCGUGAAGAUUGUCAGAAUACUUCAGGCAAGUGAAAGUUCUAGUGUCAAUCAUAUAGAUUUGCAUCUGUAUGGGAGCAGACCUCCAGACUUCAUAAAUAGGAGAUUCCUUCUAUGA
Physcomitrium patens is the source of this 2241-nucleotide messenger RNA. RefSeq lists its product as uncharacterized. The record is from RefSeq and is a predicted model, not a curated record. Gene Ontology annotation, molecular function: aldehyde dehydrogenase (NAD+) activity. Gene Ontology annotation, cellular component: cytoplasm. Lineage: Eukaryota; Viridiplantae; Streptophyta; Bryopsida; Funariales; Funariaceae.